AUGGCUGCAUCCCAAGGCAAUGACGCAUUCCGCAUUCUGAUUAUCAACCCCAACACCUCCACACAUAUGACCGAGGCCCUCAAGCCCAUCCUACAACGACUCAACUACGCCGACGUUCAAUUUGACUACUUCACCGCACCGAAUGAGACAUUUACAUUGGAUGGGCAUGUCUGCGAGCCAAUUGCCAGCAUCAACAAUGGCAAAGAAUCCGCGCAGUCGGCGUUGAAUUGCUCCUCGGUUUUGGAUAUGAUUGCGCAAUACGAUGCGUUUCUCGUCGCCUGCUACUCUGCCCACCCACUCGUGGGCAUGAUACGCCAGAAAAUCAAGGCUCUUGAAGGAUCCCCACUUUCUUCACGAACAAAGUACGUGACCGGGAUCUUCGAGGGUAGCAUCACUGCUUCUCUGUCUUUGAUCAGUGGGUUCGAUUUCGUGACAUCUGGAUCAUUGCAAAAACAGCAGAUCAGCCAGUCCUUUGGUAUUGUAACCACAGGCAGCGCUUGGAAGGAUGAACUCAAUAAGGGAGUCACCGAAAUGUUAGUAGGGGCAGGUCUCCAGUCCUCGCGAUUCGCAGGCACUGAGACUACGGGACUGUCGGCCGUCGAACUACACACUACGGCGCCGGAUGAGGUGAGACAAAGGAUCAUUGCCGCCACACAGCGUUUGCUACUAAAUGCGCCGAGUCGUGUUGGUGCAGUUUGUUUGGGCUGUGCAGGCAUGGCGGGUAUGGAGGAAGCGGUGCGGGAAGGUUGCGUUCAAGCCUAUGGACCAGACGAGGGGUCUAAGGAAUCUCUGAAGCUGACAUGUGUUCAAAAAUGCAGGGAAAUCAUCACGAUCCAAGCCGGCCAGUGCGGCAACAGCGUCGGUAGUCAGUUUUGGCAGCAGCUAUGCCAGGAGCAUGGAAUCAACCAAGAUGGAAACCUAGAGGAUUUCGCGACCGAAGGUGGCGAUCGCAAGGAUGUCUUCUUCUAUCAGAGUGACGACACCCGAUACAUCCCCCGAGCGAUUCUUCUCGACUUAGAACCUAGGGUCCUCAAUGGCAUCCAAUCCGGCCCUUACAAAAACAUCUACAACCCCGAGAACUUCUUCGUUGGAGAACAAGGCGUUGGCGCGGGAAAUAACUGGGGUUUGGGAUAUGCCGCUGGAGAAACUGUGCAAGAAGAGAUUUUCGACAUGAUUGAUCGAGAGGCGGAUGGAAGUGAUUCAUUAGAGGGUUUUAUGCUAUUACAUUCGAUAGCCGGUGGUACAGGAUCUGGUCUGGGUAGUUUUAUCCUGGAACGGAUGAAUGAUCGCUUCCCUAAAAAGCUGAUCCAGACGUACUCUGUCUUCCCGGAUCUGUAUUCGGAUAUUGUUGUCAACCCUUACAACAGUCUGCUUUCAAUGCAGCGCUUGACCCAGGAUGCUGACUCUGUGGUUGUUCUGGACAACGGUGCGCUUUCAAGAAUUGUUGCCGAUCGACUUCACGUGGAAAAGCCAUCGUUCGAUCAAACCAACCAGUUGGUCUCAACGGUCAUGUCCGCGUCUACGACCACUCUUCGAUACCCCGGUUACAUGCACAAUGACCUGGCGGGCAUCAUUGCUUCGCUGAUCCCGACGCCGCGCAGCCAUUUCCUGCUUCCAUCGUAUACACCAUUCACAGGCGACAAUGUUGAGCAAGCGAAGACAGUGCGCAAGACAACCGUGCUAGACGUGAUGCGUCGACUGCUACAGCCCAAGAACCGCAUGGUUUCGAUUACUCCGAGCAAGUCCAGCUGCUACAUCAGCAUUCUCAACAUAAUCCAGGGCGAGGCCGAUCCUACAGAUGUACACAAGUCAUUGCUCCGCAUUCGGGAACGCCGUCUCGCGUCUUUCAUCCCAUGGGGCCCUGCCAGUAUCCAAGUGGCGCUCACCAAGAAGUCGCCCUAUCUGCACCAUUCCAACCGUGUCAGCGGAUUGAUGCUGGCGAACCACACGUCAGUGGCAACAUUGUUUAAGCGGAUCAUUCAGCAAUACGAUCGCCUGCGUAAGCGCAAUGCUUUCCUGGAUCAGUAUCGAAAGUCUGCGGCAUUCUCCGAAGAGUUAACAGAGUUUGACGAGGCACGGUCUGUGGUUAUGGACUUGAUCGGCGAAUAUGAGGCAGCCGAACGCCCGGACUACUUAGAUCCCGAUGCCGGGAAAGAGAAAGAUGUUGGGGCUUGA
Messenger RNA from Penicillium manginii, 2175 nucleotides. RefSeq names its product gamma-tubulin mipA. Gene Ontology annotation, biological process: microtubule nucleation; mitotic cell cycle; mitotic sister chromatid segregation. The coding region runs from base 1 to 2175 and encodes 724 amino acids. Gene Ontology annotation, molecular function: structural constituent of cytoskeleton; GTP binding. Lineage: Eukaryota; Fungi; Ascomycota; Eurotiomycetes; Eurotiales; Aspergillaceae. The transcript has 8 exons. Gene Ontology annotation, cellular component: cytoplasm; centrosome; gamma-tubulin complex. The record is from RefSeq and is a predicted model, not a curated record.